AUGGGAGAGACAUGGACCUGGAGCACCGGGCUGUCAGAGUACAGAGAGUGGGGCGAAGACCAGCCUGACGACAGUCACGACUGCGUCACCAUCUCCUCUAAGUCCAAAGACAUGGCCACCAGAGACUGCUCCUCCCGGAUCCCCUUCAUCUGCUUCAACGACAACCUGAUCCUGGUGAAGGAGAACAAGACGUGGGAGGAGUCUCUGGAGCACUGCCGGGGUAUGAGGUCCGACUACCAUCAGGACCACCGCUACGAGCUGGUCAGCGUGCAGCCGGGGUACGAGCACAGCAUCCUGAUGACCACGAUCGAGGAGUCUGACACUGAGGAGGUUUGGGCCGGUCUCCGCUUCAUGGAGGGUCACUGGUGGUGGGUGAACGGGGCAGACAUGCGCUUUGACCUGCCCAUCUGCCCCGUCCAGUGGCAGCACUGUGGCGCUCUGUCCAAAAACGACACGGUCGCCAUGAAGAACAGGGACUGUUUGGAGAAGAAGAACUUCCUGUGUUACAGAAAGAACUGACAUCCUGGGGUCAUGCCAGAUCUACUGCUGUGUUCACGACUCCACAUGACACCACUUCCCUUUAUUUGCAUGUUUUUCCUACUUUGAUUGCUUAGAUACUGCUUAUAAUGUGUAUGAGUUUCCACUGGGACUGGUAGAGCGCCCCCUG
Messenger RNA from Cheilinus undulatus (humphead wrasse), 667 nucleotides. Its product is annotated as secretory phospholipase A2 receptor-like. The coding region runs from base 1 to 519 and encodes 172 amino acids. The transcript has 3 exons. The record is from RefSeq and is a predicted model, not a curated record. Lineage: Eukaryota; Metazoa; Chordata; Actinopteri; Labriformes; Labridae.